UGAAAUUUGGCACUGCGAUGAGUGAGAAAGUAAUCAUAUUGGUAAGCGAAUUUUAUUCGACAUUUGAAGUUAUACUUUAUAAACUAAUGAUCUUUUUUAUCAGGGGACGAAGGCAGUGGAAGCAAUCUGGUUUUCUUAUCAAGAAAAGUUAUGCUUUAGCAAAGAGGCCAUGAAAAACAUGAAAAUGCUUAGGAUAUUAUACAUAUGGUACGGUGGCUUCAAUGAUUGCUUCCCUUGCCAUGAUGGCUCCAUUGAGUACCUGCCCAAAAACUUGCGUUGGUUUAUCUGGAAUCACUUUCCUUGGGAAUCAUUGUCAGAAAAUUUUGAACCCAAAAGGCUUGUUCACCUUUAUCUCAGAUCCAGUUCACUGCGUCAUUUAUGGAAGGGAACAAAGCAUUUGCCAUCUCUACGGAAGCUAGAUCUCAGCUUCUCUGCACACCUGAUGCGAACACCAAAUUUCAGGGAGAUCCCAAAUUUUGAGUAUUUGGAUUUGGGAUUUUGUUGUCUUGAAAAGGUUGACGAUUCCCUGGGGUAUUGCGGAAAACUCAUUCGAUUAAAUUUGGAGGGUUGUGGGAGACUUCAGAGAUUUCCAUGUGUUAAUGGGGAAUCUCUUGAAUAUUUGAAUCUACAAAAGUGCUAUAGUUUAGAGAAAUUUCCAGAGAUCAGGGGAACAAGUAAGCUGUGGAAGCUAGAUCUCAGCAACUCUUGGAGGAUGACGGGAACACCAAAUUUCAUAGAGAUGCCAAAUUUGGAGUAUUUGCAUCUCUCAAAUUGUUAUGGUCUUGAAGAGGUUGGCGAUUCCCUGGGGUUUUGCGGAAAACUCAUUAUGUUAGAUUUGAUGAAUU
This is a messenger RNA of Lycium ferocissimum, 845 nucleotides long. RefSeq names its product TMV resistance protein N-like. The annotation marks the transcript as partial. The transcript is spliced from 2 exons. The record is from RefSeq and is a predicted model, not a curated record. Gene Ontology annotation, biological process: defense response. NCBI's taxonomy places the organism in Eukaryota, Viridiplantae, Streptophyta, Magnoliopsida, Solanales, Solanaceae.